This is a messenger RNA of Nelumbo nucifera (sacred lotus), 2732 nucleotides long. The record is from RefSeq and is a predicted model, not a curated record. Lineage: Eukaryota; Viridiplantae; Streptophyta; Magnoliopsida; Proteales; Nelumbonaceae.
CGUCAAGAUCAGAGAUAGGGACAGAGACAGAGAGGAAAAAGGAUUUGCAGAAACUGGGUUUUGGGGAGUUUGGUUAUGGUUAGAGACUUUAGAGUUCAGCUUUGAAAAAUGACUUAACAUCUUCUCUCCUUGUAGGCAUAACAGUCCAAGCUUCAAACCUGUACGCGACGAUUGGGAGAACCAAAUAAACAAGAAAGAAGGUCUACCUCUACUUGAUCUCCCCAAACCGCGUCUAAAGAUUUCGAAGGGACAUAAAUAAUAAUUAAUGAAUCAACGCAGGUGAUGGUUAUCCAUCAAUGUGUAUAAAAACUACAGCACCUCUUCCGGAGAAAGUUUUUUGUUUUUCAAACCUGCAAAUAUUUUUUAUUUUUCACCUCAACAGGGUUUACCUUGUACGUCUUCUUUUCCUUUACUUUUAUUUUCCACCUGGGUCUGCUUUAUUUAUUUAUUAGUUUAAUUUUUGGGAGGGUUGAGCUUGGUCUAUUUUUCUGUUCAGUUGAUACUCUUUUCGGUUCUCAACCCAGUUGGUUCUAUUAUUUUUUCUCUUCUGUUCAUACUUUUCUUUAUUCAUCUGCCAUCUGGCUUUCGCCCUUUUGAUUCUUUCGCUAUUUAUAUGUUCUGGGUUUUAAUUUUUUUCCUAAUUUCCCUGGUUUUAAAUUCUUCUUUUUCUAUCUUGGUUUCCUUCGUAUCUCUUCGCCUCUCUGUUUCAUAUCCAAUUUGCUUACCUUCGCUUCUGCGUCCUGUUCCCUUCAUGCUAGGUUCUUUGGCCUUCCAAUCUGGGCUAUUUCUUGUGAUUUCCUUUCUGGGUUUUCUUGUCUUUGGAUGAUCGGCUGAUACCAAUAGGAAUUCAACUGCGGGGAGGCUUUUGCUGUGUGUUUUUCGAGGAUGAGUUAAGAGAUCAGAGACGACCAGCUCGAGUGCUUAGAAUUAAGAGCGCUUAAAUUUGAAUUUACACUGAAUUUUGAACCAUGAAGUGUUUAUUCUACUUCAAGGAUAAAUCAAAAUCCAGGCAACAGAACUCGGCUCCAGAGUUGAAAAAUAGAAGCCCGCCGGAUAAUUCGCCGAGGGCAGUCAAAUCUUCAGGUUCAGAAGCUUCCCAGCGGAGCAUACCGGAGUUGUACGAAGAGAAGGCGCAUAAUUUGCGGGUCUUUUCGUUCUCGGAGCUGAGGAACGCCACCAAUGAUUUCAACAGGAUGCUUAAGAUUGGGGAAGGUGGGUUCGGGAGUGUCUAUAAAGGAUUUAUCAAGCCCCCUAAUGGUCAGGGAGAAAAAACAGUGGUUGCCGUGAAAAAGCUCAACAGGGAUGGCUUGCAGGGUCACAAACAAUGGGUGGCGGAAGUUCAAUUUCUAGGUGUUGUAGAUCACCCAAAUCUUGUAAAACUCAUAGGAUACUGUGCUGUAGAUGGUGAAAGAGGGAUCCAACGACUACUGGUGUAUGAGUUUAUGCCAAAUAAAAGCUUAGAAGAUCAUCUUUUCAGCAAGGCUUUUCCUUCUCUUCCUUGGAAAAGGAGGUUAGAAAUAGUCCUUGGAGCAGCUGAAGGAUUGGCCUAUCUGCAUGAAGGAUUGGAAAUCCAGGUGAUAUAUCGAGAUUUUAAAUCAUCAAAUGUGCUUUUGGAUGAGAACUUCAAGCCAAAGCUAUCAGACUUUGGGCUUGCAAGGGAGGGACCGGCAGAUGGGCACACUCAUGUCUCUACAGCGGUGGUGGGGACAUACGGGUAUGCAGCUCCAGACUAUGUUGAGACUGGACAUCUCACAACUAAGAGUGAUGUAUGGAGUUUUGGAGUAGUGCUAUAUGAGAUCCUCACUGGUAGGCGAUCAUUGGAGAGAAACCGCCCAAGAAUGGAGCAAAAGCUUCUAGAAUGGGUGAGACAGUUCCCUGUCGACAGUAGAAAGUUCUGCAUGAUAAUGGACCCACGACUGCAAAACCAGUAUUCUCUUAAUGCAGCAAGGAGAAUUGCCAAAUUGGCAGAUAGUUGCCUGUGUAAGAAUCCAAAAGACCGUCCAAAGAUGAGUCGAGUGGUAGAGAGCUUGAAGGAAGCCAUCCAAGUUUGUGAAGAGGGAAGUCCUUCUGAGAAGAGGACCCCUGAUUACCCUGGUACUAACUCGGUUGACUCUGAUAAGAAUCCGGAUCAGAUUGGCACCACUGAAUCUGCAAGGAGGCGGAUGGCCCACCUGGCAAGUCUAAGCGAGAAUGUAAAUGUAGUUGGUAGAAGACGAUUUAUGAACAUGCAGAGGACCAAAGUGCCAUAGUUUUUUUCUGACAAGCUACCUUUUUGAUUCUUCAGCAGGUCUAAGCAUUGCUUGUACCAGAAGAUUAAUCAAGUGGGUCCUUUAUUUCUUUAUUCAGGUAUGCACAUCAAAUCCGUCCAAAUGUGCAAGAACUUGCAGAUUUAACAUGGCCUGCUGUAUAGUUGAUCAAGACUCUGUUCUUUCUGUUCUUGUAAGAUUCAGCGGAGGAAAGUAGCUAGCAAAAAAGAGGAGGAUACAAACUACAGCAACCCUGCUGAAUCGAUUCAGAGUUGUUCUAUGGUUGUCACUAUAGGCUGUUUAAAUGCCCUUUCUUAUAGGUCAGGGUGCAGUGCAACAUUUGUUUUUCCUGGGUGAGCAACAUGCAAUGUAACAUGGUCAUACAGUUUCUUUUGUCAAGCGUGUACACAGUAUCAAUUUAAUUAUAUUUGUGAGUAAAUAAUGUCAUAAUUGAUAGGACGGUGGAGAGAAAAAAAUUCAUUUUCC